Pseudophryne corroboree (corroboree frog) is the source of this 5439-nucleotide messenger RNA. It is a transcript of the gene CEP97, whose product is annotated as centrosomal protein 97. Gene Ontology annotation, molecular function: protein binding. NCBI's taxonomy places the organism in Eukaryota, Metazoa, Chordata, Amphibia, Anura, Myobatrachidae. The coding region runs from base 132 to 2582 and encodes 816 amino acids. The record is from RefSeq and is a predicted model, not a curated record. The transcript is spliced from 11 exons.
UGCCAAAAGAUGGCAGUGAGCCAAUCACCGUCCCCAUUCCAGCAGGAGUAAAGUGCGCAUGCGUUCACCGAGCUCCCGGAAGUGAGGUACUUGCUGCUCGGUUGCCGGGGAGCUGAGAAGCUUGGUGAAACAUGGCGGGGGAAGAAGUCAUAGCAGCCUCGGCACAGUCCAUAAGCGGCCCAGUCAAUGUAGUGGAUCGGUCAGGACAGGGCCUUCAGAAACUGAGUGCCGCGAUACCGUGUGGUGCCGACACUCAAACGCUAAUUUUGGACAAAAAUCAGAUAAUCAAAUUGGAACACCUAGAAAAAUGCAAAAAUCUUACACAGCUGUCUGUUGCCAACAACCGGCUUGUUCGGAUGAUGGGUGUUUCAAAAUUGGUCCAUCUUAGAGUGCUAAAUCUCCCUCAUAAUAGUAUAGGAUAUGUGGAAGGGCUCAAAGAAUUGGUGCAUUUGGAAUGGCUUAAUCUUGCAGGAAACAAUUUAAAGAUUGUAGAUCAGAUAAAUAGCUGCAGUGCACUCCAUCAUCUUGAUUUAUCAGACAAUAACAUAUCCCAGAUUGGUGACUUUUCUCAGCUGCUGUCUCUCAAGACACUGCUCCUGCAUGGCAACAACAUCACUUCUUUGCGUACAGCAUCUGCCUGCCUUCCCCAGCGUCUUGCCAUUCUGUCAUUAGCAGAGAAUGAAAUCCGAGACCUGAAUGAAGUCUCUUACCUUGCAGCCCUUACUGAUCUGGAACAAUUAUCAAUCAUGAACAAUCCUUGUGUGAUGGCCACACCAUCUAUUCCCGGCUUUGACUACAGACCUUACACUGUCAGCUGGUGCUUGAGCCUUAAAGUAUUAGAUGGAUAUGUAGUUUCACAAAAAGAAAGCUUGAAAGCAGAAUGGCUUUACAGCCAAGGUAAAGGAAGAUCGUACAGGCCGGGCCAGCAUGUGCCACUUGCACAGUACUUAGCAUCUGUGUGUCCUCUGACUUCUGCGCCUGGUCUUCAGACUGAGGAGGAUGCAAAGCUGGAGAAAAUAUUAAGUAAACAAAGAUUACAUCAAAGACAGUUAAUGCACCAGAUUCGUAAUGAGAGUCAUCUGUCCUCCACACCAAGUAAAAGAUCAUUUUCCUCAAACGAGCGUCAGAGCCCAAGUCUCCAGCGUUCCAAUAAUAGGGAAUGUGUGGUAAAAGUGGACACCUGGCUAGGUACAAAUGAUUCCAGAGACCAUUUUUACACUUCAAGAAACAUGUCCUCUAGUCCUGCACAAUCUGGGACAUCACAUUAUAACAGCCUCUACCUAGAAGACAUUCAGACUGAUGAGGACAAACUGAACUGUAGUCUCCUUUCCUCGGAGUCCACAUUUAUGCCUGUAGCUCCAGGUUUAUCUCCAGUGUCUCCCACCAUAGAACUGAGAGUGCCGGGCAUGUCGGAUGAGUUGGAUGCCAAUGAAACUGUGACAGAAUUUAACAAAGGCAGCUAUGAGAAGCCCUCCACACAAAAGACAAAGGAAGACCUGAAAGAAUCUGACUUUGUCAUAUCAAAUGAGAAUAUUAAAUUGAGUGCCAAGAAUUGGCAAACCUCUUCUGAUGCGGUUACAGAGCACAUCCAACCAUCAAGUACUCCCACUUGUUGCAGUAUUACUGUGUUGUUGCCCGAAGAUAAAGACACUGACCGUCUAAACAUUAUGAACAAAGCAGCGACAAAGCUGCAGUCUUGCUGGAGAGGCUUCUAUGCAAGGAAACAUAAUCCCCAAGUGAAGGAUGUACGCUGUGAGAUCAGACUGAGCAGAAUGCAGGAGCACAUAGUGUUCCUGAGUAAAGAAGUCUCCAGGCUGAAGAGAGAGAGGGAUGAGGAGCGGACACAAAGGCUUGUCCAAGAGGAAGUUCUGAAAUAUCUAUGGGAACAGGUUCGAUCCAUUCAAGAGUGGCAGAAUAAUCUAAAUGUUCAGGUUGGAGCGAUUUCAGUGUCUGAUGUCCUUACAUCAAGCAAAUCUUUUCCUGAAAUCCCGUUCUGCUCGCCCAAGGCACUGGAAGAGCAUCCAGCUUCCGAUGUGUCUCUUCCAGGAAACAUGAAUAGAAAAACCUCCCCUGACAUCCCAGACUCUGGUUUCCAUUCCAUUAAUAUAGACCGGAGUUCUCAUCAGGAGACCAGUAGUUCUGAAAAGAGUUCUACUGAGGUAAGUACAACAUCUGUACAAUCCUUGGAAACCGUAAGACACUACAAUCAACAUUCAUCAGAUUCCCUUCUGGACCAAGAGACUGCAGCCAAUGACCAAAGUAAAAAUAGCAAUGAGAACUCGAGCAGUGAACAAGACAGCAGUCUCCUGCAGCAGUAUUUAGAUAAUGUUGAACAACUUGAGCAAGCAGAUGAUAACACUAGUCAAAGUGAUAUGACUGAGGAAAGUAGACCUGAAGUCACCAGCAGUUCAGUAAACUCUGACUUCCUCUCUAGCAGCACUUCCCACAUCAAUUGUGAUGAUUGUGCACAAAACAUCACUGAUAUACAUGACAACGCCUUUCAAUCUUCCGAUGAAACGCAAGGGUUGCAGAAAUUCUCCGACACGUGUAUGGAAGUUCCGCAAGGGGACUUGGUGGUGUAGCGUGAUGGAUGCUUAAUUGUUACUUUCUCAUGUAUUCAUAUGUUCUAUGACAUAACCUAUGAAUUGCCUUCACUUGUGGUUGGCUAGCAAGUUAUGCUACUGUUAUGCACUUUGCCACAGUGACACUGUAAAUGUUCCUUUCUGUGAAAUGGGCAGCUGAUGUAUCCAUCAUUAUGUUUAAUAGAAGCUAGGUUAUUUACUCAUACACAGGCAUUCUGUGCAUAUAAAGCCAAUAUGCAGACCAGGCGUUAUGAAAGGCAAUAGAGAUGGCAUGCCUUGGUUACAUAGUCUAGGAGUACAAAAUAUGUUACAUUACUUAAAUAAUCUGUCACAUUAAUAGGCGCCCAGACCGAUUCGUGUUUGGGCUAAUCAGUCCCCAGAGUGUCAUCCAAGUUUCUGUACCUGGAGUACUUUUAUGCAGUAUUGAGCUUCAGCAACAUGAGAAGAUGCUGCUGACAGGACUGGCUUUCAGCUUGCCCAGCCUCCCAACAUUAAGUUUUGUGUAUAUUUAUGUUAAAGGGUUGAUUCAAUUAGAUGCGAGUCUGCUUACCUGGUGAGAUUUUUUUUUUCACUGCCCCAUCAGGCUGCGUCCAUAAAUCCUCAAGUCUGGUGUGAUAUAAGGGCAAGAUAAAGUGCCGUUGUUAACAUUUUGCACUGUUACAGAAGUCCCCUCCCUCCUCACACCCCUAAUUGCAUUGGCCCCUUAAAGUUUGUUAUUUCUCUUGAAUCUGUGUUUAUCCAUCUUGUUUUACUCUGUAGUAAUUAGAUAAUAGUUUGGUGCUAAACAGUCUGGCAAUACUGAAAUUGCUCUAUGGCCAACCUAUUGAUUUCCAAAUUUGGCUGAAUCAGCACGCUUUUGUAGAACCAAGUAUAUUAAAACUACUUAAAAACAAAAGUGAUCAAAUACAAUUCCUGCACUAUAACUGUUUGUUUUUUGGAAGUUCUUAUUUUAUUGUCUGUUUUUGUGGGUUAGUAAUGAGAUGCUACUGACCUAUGUCAGAGAGAACACAGUGGCCACCUAUGGCCUCUAGGGUAGUACUCAUAAGCUUUUGUGUGCAAGUAUUUCAUACAAGGUUGUUUUAUUGCGUCUGUAUAAUUGCAUUUAGGUGAACAUGCCUUCAACAAAUGUAAAUGUUCAAAUAAUUACUUUGUAUCAUCGAUGUGUCUUAUGCCUAAACUUUGUGCUCAUGCAAGACUGACCAUGAACAUGUGACCCAGAUUAAUGGAGGAAGGUUGAGAAGCGGAUUUGUUAAUGAACUUUAAUAGCUGAAGGUGUUGAGGCACAAGCAUUGGGCUUUUGUGGUCAUGUUUAUCAGUAACUUCAAGCUACAAAACAAUAAAAUGUGAAGUUUGUUUAAGAAGUAUUGAAAACCAGAUCUGCGUAGAGAACACUUACUGGUGUAUUUCUAUUAAUUGGUAUUGCAGCCUGACCUUGUAACUUCCUCAGACCAAUUCCUGGUAAUGUGGUCCAUAGACUUUUUAAUAGACCACAUAGAAUGUGCCAGAUAAUAAUUAUCUAAAGUCUGAUUGCUUGCUAUUGUCAGUAACUCCAUUUGUCCUCUUUGGAAUGGUUGGAUAACUCUCCGUUUAAGUCACUUGCAUCCUCUCCUAUCCCAAACAGCUUCUGCUGCUGUGUUAUCAUCCAUUUUUUCUCUCCAGUCCUGAACUGUAACAUUGUUUUCCCAUGUCUCAAUAAUCUCUACCAUUAACCCCUGGCCACCACUGCUCUUCUUUCCUGUAAUGACCCUUUACCAACAGUUUAUGGCAGGGAGAAAAGGUGGAACAGUGGCUGAAGGAUGACCAUUUACCUGCUGGUGUAGUUUUUGACUGGGGACUGAUUUGGUACAGUGGCUGGUAUGUUCCAUAUAGGAGAACAUGCAAGGGACACUAUUUGAUGCAAGUAGUUCACCCAGGGAGUGCUUCAUGGCAUUUGGUUGAAUAUACAUAAAUACUACAUAUUGUGAUUAGCAAAAUGGGUUUGUUUUUUUUAGAAUUACAAACAACCUUUUUAAAUUAGUGUUUAAGCAAUAACAGGCAUAAUAGCGUUUCUAAACAAAGUUAGAAAAUAAAAUGUAUUGAUUCCUGGUGAAAAUAAGCAUCAGCAAUACUAAAUAAACCUGGCCUGGGUGAUCACUCAAACUAAUGGAAAGCACACUCAAUCCAAAACUUCAUAUCAAGAGUCCCUUGUAUAAGAGUUGUCCGCAAAGAACUUGAAAGUACGUUGACUAAUCGACCAUAAGUCAAAGUAGUUUUUAGUUUAGUGCCUGAGAGUACUGUACAUGGGUCCAAGUAUACACUCGUAAUGAAUACAUGUAAUGGCUUUUGCCAACAUACUUUUCAAAGGACAUGUUAAUGUUAGUGUAAUCCCUUGUGUUUGGGCUACUCAUGAGAGACUCACAUUUACAAGUCAUUUUACUUUGCUUGUUCACCUGUAUUGUGAAUUCAUUGCAGGUUUCUUCUAAAAUCAGGUUUUCAGAUGAUUUUUGUAAGCGCCUUGCUGGCAUAACUUCUUUAUAUUAGUUCUCAGCAGUCUGAUUUAUGCAAUUUACAUACUUGUACAGAUCUUUCUACAAGGUUGGAAGACGUAACAUGGUAUUCUUGACUAUCUGUAAAUAUCAAAUAGUAAAUAUCAAUAGUGUGUUGGUUGCUAAAAAUAAUAUUUAUUAGGUGGUAUUGGGAAUAAUUAUUACUAUUUAUGCAGUCAUGGAACAUAACUAAUAAGAAAUUGCACAAAACAAUUCAGGUGUGGUUUGAAUGCAUGUAUUAUUUAAAACCCUAUUUUAUCUUAAAUGUGUAUUUUUUUAGAGUGCAAAUGGUUGUCAUUUUCAACAAUAAAUAAAGCUUUUAAAAACUACAA